CCCCACAUGGGAUCCUAGCCCCUGUCUGUCCAGCAAUCCUCCCUGGGACACACUGACACAUUGUAUCACCCCACCUGGAACAUGUUUCUCCCCAGAAUGAGGCGGAUUCUCAGGAUCCCAAACCGCUCAGUGCUGGCUGUGCUCUUCCUCUUCUCCCUCUCCUCAUCCUUCCUCUAUUUCAUCUAUGUGGCCCCUGGGAUAGUGAACACUUACCUCUUUAUGAUGCAAGCUCGAGGUAUUAUCAUCAGGGAGAAUAUGAGAACGAUAGGAGCCCAGGUGUACGAGCAAGUUGUGCGCAGUGCAUAUGCACGCAGAAACAGCAGCAUCAACGACACAGAUUAUGGACUUGAUUUCAACCACAGUGAGUCAUUUGUUCAGACAACCACAUUCCUGCCAGAAGACUUUACUUACCUUUCCACUCAACUGUGCCCGGAACGAGUUCCUUCAAUGAAAGGACCUGUGGAUGUAAACAUGAGUGAGGUUCAAAUGAGCGAUGUACAUGAGAUGUUUGCAAAAGAUUCCAUUAAGCUGGGAGGCCAUUGGAAGCCCGACGACUGCAUUCCCCGAUGGAAGGUGGCCAUAUUGAUUCCCUUCCGGAACCGUCAUGAACACCUACCUGUUCUUUUCAAGCAUCUCAUUCCCAUGCUCCAGCGGCAGCGACUGCAGUUUGCAUUCUACGUCAUUGAGCAGACUGGAAAUCAGCCGUUUAAUCGAGCGAUGCUUUUCAACGUUGGCUUUGCGGAAGCAAUGAAGGAUCUCGAUUGGGACUGUAUGAUAUUUCACGAUGUCGACCACAUACCAGAAAAUGAUCGUAAUUACUACGGUUGUCAGCACAUGCCUCGCCAUUUCGCUGCUAAACUAGAUAAAUACAUGUACCUGCUUCCGUACAGUGAGUUUUUCGGAGGGGUGAGUGGUUUAACAGUGGAGCAGUUUCGUAAGAUCAAUGGUUUCCCCAACGCAUUUUGGGGGUGGGGCGGAGAGGACGAUGACCUUUGGAAUAGGGUCCAGUUUGCUGGGUACAACGUGACACGGCCAGAAGGCGAUAUAGGAAAAUAUAAAUCUAUUCCACAUCACCAUCGAGGGGAGGUCCAGUUUCUGGGCAGAUAUGCGUUGCUGAGGAAAUCUAAAGAGAGGCAAAUCAUGGAUGGCCUGCAUAACUUGCAUUAUUCCCCGAAUAUCACCUACAGUAUGUUGUAUAAAAAUAUUACCGUACAUUUGACUCCGGAGCUGGCUCUUGUGAGUGAUUAUUAAGUACAAUAAAUCAACCAGUCGUCUUGAAUUUUUUUUAUUUUUACUUUGCCAAGAAAACACCACUAUGGAUGUCCGUCUUAAGAACAUUAACAGGGGUGGGGGGAAGGAGAUCAUCCUGGAACCACGAAAUGAAUGCAUCUGAUGACAUUUACU
Messenger RNA from Pelobates fuscus (common spadefoot toad), 1404 nucleotides. It is a transcript of the gene B4GALT5, whose product is annotated as beta-1,4-galactosyltransferase 5. NCBI's taxonomy places the organism in Eukaryota, Metazoa, Chordata, Amphibia, Anura, Pelobatidae. The transcript has 9 exons. Gene Ontology annotation, molecular function: UDP-galactose:glucosylceramide beta-1,4-galactosyltransferase activity. Gene Ontology annotation, cellular component: Golgi apparatus. Bases 82 to 1251 code for a protein of 389 amino acids. Gene Ontology annotation, biological process: carbohydrate metabolic process. The record is from RefSeq and is a predicted model, not a curated record.